AUGACGGAAAAUGAUAACUCCAAAGCCAACCCUGGCGUGUUGAAAUUCGUAUCUCAACCGCUAGAGGAUAUACAGGAACUCACAUACCUAGAGUACCUCUUGCAAUUGGCUUUUCACACCACCGAUCUACACGUCACGAAAGGACUUAUGCUGGCUUCUACAGCAGAUGAAGAACAGUUCAAACGUGAUACAACGACAAGGUUUAGAGGAUCACCAAUAUCAGUUUGGGUAGACAUGAAUCGCAUGGAACCGCCACAAUCGUUUGAUAAUUGUAUUACAAACGGGGUUAUUUCUGUAGAUUUAACACAACAACUCUUCCAAUAUGGAACUAUACCACCACCCGUUGGAUUUCAAGGAAAUCCAACCGGGUCAUAUCGGAUGCUGUUAUUUAAACUAGCGCUUGGAAGGAUAAUGGCACAUACACCAGAAGCAGGUGACCAUGAUGCUUUCUUGAAGCGGACGGUACCAGCUGGAUAUGAUACUAUCGAACUCUGCACGAACACGGAACCCGCAUUCUACAAUGUUAUAUAUCGUAUCAGCUCUGCCAAACAGGCAUUGCUCUAUGCUGUUGUAGAGUUCGAAUUCACACCAGUCAAGAUCGAAGUACCAGAACCAAUAUGCGAAAUGUGCGAAAGCUCAGUAGCACAAUGGUACUGCCAUUCUGACAAGGCACAUUUCUGUAAUGCGUGUGAUACCAAACACCACUCGGUUACACCUAUAUUCUCAAGGCAUGUGCGCGUAUCCAGCUCACAGUCACCAGUACAAUUUGGAGUAUGCGAAUCACACCCAUCAGAAAUAAUAGAUGUAGUGUGCCUCCAGUGUAAUCGAGCACUAUGCAGCCAUUGUAUAUUAUUUGAUGCUCAUUCCGAUCCAUCGUUCUUCGAUCAUCCACUUAUGUCAACAGUAGAUGCUUACGAGUGUGCUAUGCACAAAAACUCGGAAAGUGAUGUCGAACUACACAAACGUAUGGAAACAAUUACGGGAAGAGUGCGUAAUCGCCAUGAACUACUCUCACAGCUUUAUGCAAACUUCAACAACGUUAGACAAAAAAUAGAUGCUGCAACAGCGUUACUACUAGAACAACUGGGGAGUAUGCGCCGUAGGAAACUGCAAUAUAUAGAGGCUAUCAAACGGGAAGCGGAAUUGGAAAUGUUGCAGAUGAAAUGGGUUGAAGCUUUCAUGUCACACCUACUACUGGCACUUAACCCAGCGGAUUUUAUAACGAAUCGCAAAAAAUAUGAACUGUUAGUUAGCAAAAUGUUUGGCGGAGAAUGCAGAGUCACGGUAUCAAAUCUACCUUUGUGGAUGAUGCAAAGAUUGGUACUUGUAGGGACCACGCAACUACGCAAGGUACCGCUACAACAAGUGGGAAUUGAUGACGCGGUACACCAUCCAACAGAUGUUGAAGAUGCAACUGUUGCAGGCGACUUCACUCGCACAAACCUAUUCGAAGAUCUGGGUGACAGUGUUGGACAUGUAAGCGGAGAACGCAUAGACCUCAGACAUAAAAUAGAAUCCAUUCUCAGGAAUGAACCAAUGGAACUACGACAAGUACCAGUCGAUGACCCAGGUAAAGGCAUUAUAGAUACCGAUAAAUAUGACAUCGGUGCCACGGAUAUGGACUGUUAUUCACCCAACUACAUGGGAAACGACACUCAACCCUCAGAAGCCGUAUUGGCCGUACAGGCGCAUAUGCUGGAACCGGUAUGGGCACUCUUGUCAGAAGAAGGUAUGGCAACAUUGUUGCAUUUUAUACGGGCCGUACGAAUACCAGAAAAGAGUCAUGUCAUACGGCACCUGGCAACGCUAGCCAACCACUUCGAAGAAAUGGAUUCGCUGGUAACAAAUGCAUGUGAAUUCGAGAUGCAAUCGCUUUGUGAUACCAAUCUGUGUAUGUUAAUGCGAAGCUCAAGCUGCCUUAGCGAACUUCUGUGCUUCAUAUUCCUGAACGAACGCUAUGGAUGCUCGGAGUCCCUAGAAUGGGUGCGAAUGUACUGCGACGGAAUACACGCAUUCCUCGCAGACGCUAAGGAUACCAAACGUGGUGCAGAAGAGGCCGCUUCACAUGUAGUGAAUAAGCUUGUGAAUUCCGUAGAUGCUGCCACCAUGCCUUCAACACUCAGAUUCGUGCUAUAUUUCCUUGCAGAACUCGCCGGAGAACGUGCCGACAGCCUAUGUGUAGACAUGCUACUAGGAGUACUAUUGUCUACCCACAUAGCGCGAAAUGUACGAAGUAUAGCAAGAGAGGCACUGACGGAGGUGUCAUUCUUAAUGGGCCGUAUUGGAAUAGCAUGCUGGGAUGCCGUCGAAACAAACUCGGUGGAAUUUUGUCUGGCAGCAAAGCUAAAGUUAUGGAUGCGGGCCUUGCUACGGAGGACCAGACUUAGAUCGAGUAUACAUACAAGGCCGGCACCUGUGGCAAUUGAAUCUUUACAUUACGUGCUCAAAGCAUUAGCCGCUCUGGAGCAUGAGUUUAACUCCGGCACCAGCAACCUAUCAAUACAACAGGUAAACGACCUUACAACGAGAUACAACUUUAUACCGCUGUUCGAAAUCGCAGCAAGAUGGGCCGAUAAUAACCACGGUGCCGUACACGUGUAA
Messenger RNA from Babesia sp. Xinjiang, 2601 nucleotides. RefSeq lists its product as uncharacterized. The coding region runs from base 1 to 2601 and encodes 866 amino acids. The transcript has 5 exons. Gene Ontology annotation, molecular function: zinc ion binding. The record is from RefSeq and is a predicted model, not a curated record. Lineage: Eukaryota; Apicomplexa; Aconoidasida; Piroplasmida; Babesiidae.